Molecule: messenger RNA, 2164 nt
Organism: Pararge aegeria (speckled wood butterfly)
Lineage: Eukaryota; Metazoa; Arthropoda; Insecta; Lepidoptera; Nymphalidae
Gene: Dhfr
Product: dihydrofolate reductase
Exons: 4
Coding region: 193-750 (185 amino acids)
Biological process (GO): tetrahydrofolate biosynthetic process; glycine biosynthetic process; dihydrofolate metabolic process
Cellular component (GO): mitochondrion
Molecular function (GO): NADP binding; dihydrofolate reductase activity
Source: RefSeq, a predicted model, not a curated record
GUCAAAAUAACAUUUUCAAUUUUUGAAAUUUACAACGUUGACUAUUGUUUAAUUUGUGAUUUCGUCCAUAUAUAUUUUUCAGUUCAUUAAAUAGCGUUGAAUGUGUAAAAUCAACUACUUUAAUUCGCAAGAUAGUGAUACAUUUGUACACCGGUACCGUUUCUUGCUUCUGAUUUAACUACCCUUAAAACGAUGUCAAAGGUUAAACUGAAUCUGAUAGCGGCAGCAUGCGAAAACAUGGGGAUAGGAGCCAAUGGUACACUUCCAUGGAAGCUCAAAAAAGAAAUGGCGUACUUUGCUACAAUGACAACCAAAGUGAAAGAUACAAACAAGACUAACGCAGUGAUAAUGGGACGGAGGACUUGGGACUGUAUUCCCAUGAAGUAUAGACCUUUGAGCGACAGACUUAACAUUGUAUUAACACAUCAAGUUGAUGUUGUUAAAGGUAAGGUCCCAGAAGGUGUUAUAGUGGUUCCAGGUCUCGAUGAAGCCAUAAGCUACAUUGAAAGUCGAGAUGAUAUUGAAUCCACUUGGGUAAUAGGUGGCUCUUCUAUUUAUAAGGCAGCAAUGGAACAUCCAAACUGCGGUAAAAUAUACCUAACGGAAAUACAGAAGUCUUUCGACUGCGAUACAUUCUUCCCUAACAUCGACAAACAGCAAUUCCAUCUGGUGGACGAAGAGGAGAUACCUGGCGAAAUUCAGAUGGAAGGAGAUAUUAGCUACUAUUUCAGAGUCUAUAGGCGAUUAUAGAGUGCAAGGUUUCAAUCCCUCUGGGAUGAAUUUUCGAUAAACUACCCCCUCGAAUUUCCACCACCUUGAGAUAGAAUUUCGUAACAAUUUUUAUCGCUUAUUUACAUUCAUACACACUACAACGCAUUCUUUCCACAUAAAGACAAACCACAGUUCUAAGUGGUGGCUGAAUACCUAGGGAGGCAGGUGGAUAUAUUGAGGAGGGGGCAUUAGUUACUAUUUUCAGCGUUUAUUAAAAAUUAUACGUUAUAGUAUAUAGUUGAAAAAAAACACUCCUCUAGGCUCUAUGAGUUUGAAUGUUAUUAACAUAGUUUCUUUACACAGUAGUAUAGUUCAUUAACAUAGUAGUAGAAGAAGAAGAAAAAUAAAACGAAAAACAUAAAUAUAACAUGAUCAUUAAAAUAACUUUAGAAUAGUUAUACCUAGUAACUAUGCUAUGUUUUUACACGAUCAAGUUAAGUGAAAAACAUGGUGCAAUUACAUUUCUCACAGUACUGUAGGCAAUGGUUAACAACAGUGUUCCAAGGAUCCGCAAAUAUGUCACAGUGAGGUGACUCUGUCAGCAGUGCAUUUAGCGCCGAAAGACUGCGUGGAAUGGGAGAUCUAAAUAUGUUGGAUUGGAUUGAAUGUAUGUAGAAAAGCGAUAUAUAGAGCCCCCUUAUUCAUUUAUAUUAAUGAUAAAACUAUAUAUGUAUAUACAAAAUCUGCUUACGACCAUUUUUAUUUUAUUUAUUAACUCUUCACACAUAAUAUACAUAUAGGCCUUAAUUUAAAGGUGUAAGCAUAAACUCAAAAGAUUUUUUUUCCGUACACCCAGCCGUUGACAAAUUCUUUAUUGAUUAAUCUAAAUAGAUAAGUGAAUUAACAUUGAAUGAAUGAAUGAAUACACUUUUAUUGUACACCACAGAGAAAAUUUACAAAGAUACAAAUACAACAGCACAAUAAGGUAGAACGUACAAUUUGGCGGCCUUAGCGCUAAAUAGCGAUCUCUUUCAGGCAACCAAAGGCAUAAAAGAAAAUCCUAUACGAAAAUAGUAGGAACAAACAUUAGUGAAAUAUUAACAUUCACAACGAAUGCUACAAAAUCGUUACUUAUUCACAUUACUAUUUAGAAUGAGGGUAGGCCGACGACGAUAAAUGUAAAAACCUUUUGUUGACGUUCCAUAAUUUAUGUAGCUCGGUAUAGGUAGAAACGAAGUACUUACGUUCAAUUUCCUUCACUAUACAUGUACAGGUUGUUUUUUUUUUCUCAGAUUUUGUGAUGAAAUAUAUUUAUAUAGAGAAUUGAUAUGUAUGGAGCUUGUUUGUUCAAACAUUUAUUUAUCGGUAUCGAAAAUGUGUCUAAUACGAUAUAUUUUCAAAAGCAUUUCAUAUGUCGGUGUCAUCAUAUCGACCCAUUGGCCUACUAAGGCAU